This is a messenger RNA of Camarhynchus parvulus, 2276 nucleotides long. It is a transcript of the gene DIPK1C, whose product is annotated as divergent protein kinase domain 1C. NCBI's taxonomy places the organism in Eukaryota, Metazoa, Chordata, Aves, Passeriformes, Thraupidae. The coding region runs from base 93 to 1325 and encodes 410 amino acids. The transcript is spliced from 4 exons. The record is from RefSeq and is a predicted model, not a curated record.
GCUGGAGCGGCCGCCCCAGCGCAGCGCAGCCCCGGCGCGGCGAUGAGGGGCAUCCCGGGCUUCAAGCGGCUGCGGCUCAAAAUCUGGCGGCGAUGCGCCCUGCUGCUGCUCCUCCUCUGGGCUGCCUGCUGGGUGCUGGUGAGCGCUGCGCUGUUCCUCCUCCACAGGAGCGUCUUCUCCGACAGCUGCACGGACGAGAAAAGCCACCGGAUCCUGGCCAGGCUGGGGUAUGGUUCUGCUAUGAAUAUUCUGCUCUUUCACUCCAGUGCCUCGACUACAGCAGCGGAGCCCUGACUGGGGACCUCUGUGAAGACCUGUGUGUGGCGCAGAAGCUGGUGUACAAACACUGCCUUUACUAUGACAGAGGUAAGAAGGUCAUCCAGGCUGAUUGGAGAGGCCAGCCCAUCAUACUGAAAUCUAAAAAAGAAAGCUUUUCAAGCUACCAGCACCUCAGUAUGCUAGAGGAGGUGGAAACACAGGAUAUCCCUGAAACAGAGCUUCUGCUUAUGGUGGCUUUGGAGGUCAAAAAUGCCCUGGGGCUAGAACUGUCUAACAAUACCAUGGGGCCCCUGUGGACAAGGAAGAAGGGACCACGUUGGAAAGCACAGGUGGCCAGCAUGUGGUCCUUGCUCCAGCAGGAAGAAUAUAUCUACUUCAGUUUGCUGCAGGACUUCAGCAAACAUGUGCUACGAAUUAUUGGCUCUUGUGGACACUUUUAUGCUGUGGAGUAUCUCACAGCUGGACAUGCCUGGCACAAAACUCUUUUUCCCUUGGAAAACGUGAUGGGCCCCUCCCUUACUGGCCACAGAAGCAGGGUGAGAGCCAUCAUUGACAUUGCACUCAGCUUUCUGGACAUGGUGCAGCACUUUGAUAAUGAUUUCUCUCACCGCCUUCACCUGUGCGACAUCAAACCAGAAAACUUCGCUAUCAGGCACGAUCUCACGGUGGUGGCCAUUGAUGUGGAUAUGGCCUUUUUUGAACCCAAAAUGAGGGACAUCCUGGAACAGAAGUGCACAGGAGAUGAAGACUGUAAUUUCUUUGAUUGCUUUUCAAAAUGCAAUCUGAAAAUCAGAAAAUGUGGAGCACAGAGAGCCAAUAACAACUUGCAAGUCAUUUGUGACAAGAUAUUCCGUCGCUGGUUUUCCCCAAGUCUCAGAGGAGCGCUGGUCUCCCUGCCCCUGCAGCUGCAGCUGCAGAAAGCCGUGCAGGAGUGUGCUCAGCCGGGGCACACGGGUGCCAUGGGGCACCAGAGGGCUCUGAAAUCCCUCUCGGAGCUCUACCACCUGCUGAGGGUCACCCAGCGAGAGCUGCAAGGGCCAGAGUAGGCACAAAGGGCAGAACUGCAAAGGCCACACCCAGUCUCUCUGCCAUCCCUCCUAACCCUGGAUUUUACAGCACAGAGAUUGCUUUUCUGCUAUGCAAAUGAAGUUCAUAGCUGCAGGUGCAGCACGUCCUGAUAAUAUCCUCCAAAAUGUUAAAUUGCUUUACAUUACUUGGAUUCUGUUCUUGCUUGUUCUCCUGAGGAAGCACUACCCCUCUCCAUCAGCAUACAGCACAUCCUUCUGGGCUGCAGUCACUGCUCAGACAGCAUCUGUCUGUGUGUGGUGCUCAGAGGAUGCACUGACAGAAGAAAAGUGUAAGUGCAGCAAAACUUGAUCAGUAAUUAAAAGAAUGGGUGGGUGGGUGUGAAUAAGUACGUGCAUGGUGUUUGUUUUAGUUUCUCUGUCAAAUGGGGUGGGUUUUUACAGUAGAUACAGAGCAUUUUGUGUGAGGAAAAAAAGAGGGGGGGAUCUCAAACAGGGAAAUGUGCUGUCACACAAGGAAAGAGUUGCUUUUGCACUAAGCAAUCCUUCCUGAUGGCCCCAAAUGCAUUUUCUCUGGGCCAUUGCAUUACCUGUGCCAUUGCUGACUAUUUUGGGGAAAAAUUAUAUAAAGGUACUUUGGACUUUUCUAGGGCAAAAUAAUUAUACCCCUGCUGAGCUCCCAUGUGGGUACUCAUAUUCUGCAGUGAAGAGGUAUGAAUAAUGCUACUGGAUUUUCCCAUGUGAACAAGCCCUCAGGCACUUGUACAUCAGAGCACUUGAUAAGAAGCACUCCUUUGCCAGAGAGCAGAAUUGCCCAGGAAUGUCAACAAUCUGUCCUUUGCACAGAACAAUAUCCAGAUGCGGAGUUUUCUUCCAUGGUAUUUUCUUAAUUAACAAUAGGAAAAUUUUUUGUACAAAUUCAUUAUCUUGCAAUCAGUUACGCAAAUAAAGAUCUCUAGAUUAACUUAAAAA